Cavenderia fasciculata is the source of this 624-nucleotide messenger RNA. It is a transcript of the gene yipf6, whose product is annotated as Yip1 domain-containing protein. Gene Ontology annotation, cellular component: membrane; trans-Golgi network. Gene Ontology annotation, biological process: endoplasmic reticulum to Golgi vesicle-mediated transport. The record is from RefSeq and is a predicted model, not a curated record. Lineage: Eukaryota; Evosea; Eumycetozoa; Acytosteliales; Cavenderiaceae. Bases 1 to 624 code for a protein of 207 amino acids. The transcript has 6 exons.
AUGGGUGUGGAUGAGGAGACCCAAAGAGAGAGAGAAAUACAACAAGAGAGAAUGGAUAUACAAUCACAAGAAGGUGGUUUUGUUAGCACAUUAGAUGAGCCAGUAUGGCAGACUAUUUGGAGAGAUAUAAAGACAGUUGGUUAUAAAUUAUAUCAUGUUAUAUUACCUCGAGGUAAUGCAGUUGCUGUUUUAAGAGAUUGGGAUUUAUGGGGACCAUUAUUAUUAUGUUUAUGCAUGGCAAUCAUGUUGAGUACAUCGGCACAAGAUAAUCAAAGAGCUAUUACUUUUGCUUUGGUGUUUGUUGUAGUUUGGUGUGGAGCUGGUUUCGUUACAAUCAAUGCUCAGUUGUUGGGUGGCAGUUUAUCAUUAUUCCAGUCAGUUUGUGUUUUAGGUUAUUGUGUAUUCCCACUUACGAUAUCAUCAUUUAUCAUUUGGAUCAUUAAUCGUAUUCAUUCAUUACAUAUUCUAAUCAAGGUACCUAUAGUCGGUGUCUGUUGGGCUUGGUCAACGUGGGCAUCAUAUGGUUUCUUGGCAAACUCUGUCCCACCAACUAGACGACUUUUGGCUGUUUAUCCAGUACUUUUAUUCUAUUUAGUUAUUGCUUGGUUGGUUGUUGUUCAAUAA